CAUCAAGUCAUCACAUUUAUGGCAACACGUAGAAACACAUUCUUUGACAACUAACAUGAGAGCUUAUCUCUACGGUGACGCCAACGCUGCUGAGUUUGCAAGUCUCUUGCUGCGAGUUGGGAACGGUCAUAUACCGGUAGUUGAAGGACGUCAUACCAUCUUCAUUCCAGAAGAUCUUGGCACAGUUACCGACUCUCCUCAGACCUUGAUAGAGCGAGUGUACCCAAACUUGCAACAUCACUACCAAGACUUCGAAUGGCUAAUGCAACGAGCUAUUCUCGCACCACACAAUGUCUCCAUUCGUGAUAUUAACUGGGAGAUGCUUCAGCUGUUUCCUGGAGAGAUAAAGAUCUAUAAAUCAAUUGAUACGGUCAGAGAUGAUGAUGCAGUACACUAUCCCUCGGAGUUUCUUAACUCCCUGGAACCUGCUGGUAUGCCUCCUCAUAAACUGGCUCUAAAGGUGGGAAUUCCUCUAAUGGUUGUUCGAAAUCUGGCUCCUGGGAUUGCAAACGGCACACGUCUUAUACUAAAGAGAAUGAUGAACAACUGUCUGGAAGCAACUAUUGCUACUGGACCGCAUAAAGCCCAGGACGUGUAUCUGCCAAAGAUACCACUAAUUCCCAGUGAUACUGGACUACCAUUUGAAUUCAAACGACUUCAGUUUCCAGUUAAGGUCUGCUUUGCUAUGACUAUUAACAAGGCACAAGGGCAGACCUUAGCUGUGGCAGGGCUAGAUCUACACGAGCCAUCCUUUAGCCAUGGACAGCUUUAUGUUGGCAUUUCUAGAGUUGCCUCCAAACAUGGACUAACUUUCUUGGCAAAAGAAGGAAAAACCAAAAACGUAGUGUACCAGGAAGUGCUGUCGACAAGAUGAUCAUCUUUAUAUUCACUGCAGGCAUUCAUGCCCAACAUCACCUAUGAUGCUGGCCAACAGCGACUGAACCAGGGUUAGCUUAGAAGAGGUUGACUGUUAAUAGGAGUGUGCAAGCACUCCAUGACAUCUCAGACUGUGCCUUUGCAUGGCUGUACAUUCAGCCCAACUGAACAUUCAAGACACCGCUUUUAAUCAUGCACACAUGGUCAAUUAGAUAAACAUUAAUGACUAACGACUAAACAGACAAAACACUACAAUAAUGCACUAAAAGGUAGGUAGACAAUAUGUAUCACACAGCAACAAACAGGACAAAGUAGACCGUUUUGGCGGCUGCAGCAGCUGGUGAUGCAUCAAUUUCUCAAAGAGACCUAUGCUGAAGACAUCAAGCAGGGAUGAUAACCAACACUCUAGACCAGAGAGUUUGGAAAUCUACAAAGAUCUCUCUAUACAAACUGUACGUGACUUGGCUACACCCCCUCUGCCUCUCCAACCAUCAAACGCAUUUUUAGAUACUCUCUGCUGUAAUCUCUACCUAUAAAAGCGACCUGUCUGUCUGUUUGUGUGUUUUUCUGUACUGUCUGUCUGUCAUUAAUAGCAAACAGUGUCUGCAAAUCAAUAAUUUGUGUCAUUAAACUAUUACCCGGGUGUUGUCCCCCGGGUGUUGUCCCCCGGGCGAAGCCGGGCAUUGGA
Molecule: messenger RNA, 1564 nt
Organism: Corticium candelabrum
Lineage: Eukaryota; Metazoa; Porifera; Homoscleromorpha; Homosclerophorida; Plakinidae
Exons: 2
Coding region: 56-874 (272 amino acids)
Biological process (GO): DNA replication
Cellular component (GO): replication fork
Source: RefSeq, a predicted model, not a curated record